Molecule: messenger RNA, 2276 nt
Organism: Mustela lutreola (European mink)
Lineage: Eukaryota; Metazoa; Chordata; Mammalia; Carnivora; Mustelidae
Gene: JAML
Product: junction adhesion molecule like
Exons: 11
Coding region: 669-1853 (394 amino acids)
Biological process (GO): heterophilic cell-cell adhesion; monocyte extravasation; neutrophil chemotaxis
Cellular component (GO): membrane
Molecular function (GO): cell adhesion molecule binding
Source: RefSeq, a predicted model, not a curated record
GCAAGAGCUGAUUCAAUUUUUAGGAAUUUACAAGCUUGAAACAGGCCAUGGAGGGAGUAUUUAUGUACGUUGCUGGCUUACCAUGCAACCAUGUAGCAUAGUCCUGGAGGGUGCAAGUGUUCAACAACUUUUUAUUUUUAAAAGAUUUUCUUUAAUUUUUUUUUUUUUUUGAGAGACAGAGAGCAGGAGCAGGGUGGGGGAGAAUAGCAGAGGGAGAGGGAGAUGCACGCUCCCCGCUGAGCAGGGAGAUGGAUGAGUGGCUCCAUCCCAGGACCCUGAGAUCAUGACCUGAGCUGAAGGCAGAGAUGCUUAACUGACAGCCAACCAGGUGCCCCUUCAACAACUUUUUGAAUGAUAAAGGACAAGUUCCAAAAAAUGGCCACAUGUAGGUCAAGCCAAGGUUGAAGGUGUGUAUGGAGAAUACUUAUUUUGAAGAGGCAACUUAUAAGCAAAAGAUGUCUUGAAGUGAAGAAGCUUUGAGUUCUUAUCUACGAUGUCCAAAUCGCGCAAAGGGUUCUCGGGAUAACGUACUACCUGUGUCCUGUAAAUGCUGACGUCUCCUGGUCAGAGGAGAUCAACAUGCUGGUUUCUUUCUUGGAGAAGGUCCACCCGAUGCCACUGGAGACCUCACCCUCAGAGAGCUUAUAAUCUAGAAGGGGAGACAGCACAUGUCCUGGUCUGGAAUCAGGCUCUCCUUAAUUGAAAAAUUGGCGAGCAGCAUGUUUUGCCCUCUGAAACUCAUCCUGAUGCCAGUGUUACUGGAUUAUUCCUUGGGCCUGAAUGACUUGAUUGUUUCCUCCCUUGAGCUAACAGUCUGUGUGGGUGAUUCAGCCCUGCUGGGAUGUGUUUUCCAGAGCACAGAAGAGAAGCGUGUGACCAAGAUAGACUGGACGGUUUCAUCAGGAGAGCACGCCAAGGAGGAUUAUGUGCUGUACUAUUAUGCCAACCUCAGUGUGCCUGUGGGGCGCUUCAAGAAUCGUGUGAGCUUGGUGGGGGACAUCUUACGCAAUGAUGGUUCUCUCCUGCUCCAAAAUGUGGAAGACGCUGACCAGGGAACAUAUACCUGUGAAAUCCGGCUGGAAAAGGAAAGCCUGGUGUUCAAAAAAGCAGUGGUGCUGCAUGUACUACCGGAGGAACCCAGAGAGCUCACGGUCCAUGUGGGUGACUCGACUCAGCUGGGGUGUGUUUUCCAGAGCACAGAAGAGAAACGCAUGACCAAGGUAGACUGGACAUUCUCAUCAGGAGAGCCUGCCAAGGAGGAAGUUGUGUUACGUUAUUACCCCAAACUCAGUGUCCCUGUGGGGUACUCCCAGAACUGGGGCCGCUUCCAGAACCGUGUAACUCUGGUGGGGGACACUUCCCGCAAUGAUGCAUCUAUCCUGCUGCAAGGAGUGAAGGGGUCUGACAGAGGAAGCUACACCUGCAGUAUCCACCUGGGGAACCUGACCUUCAGGAAGACCACUUUGCUGCACGUGAUCGUGAAAGAGCCCCAAACAUCGGUGACCCCAGUAGCCCUCAGACCCGAGCUCCUGGGUGGCAAUCAGCUGGUGAUCAUCGUGGGGAUUGUCUGCGGCACUAUCCUGCUGCUUCCUGUUCUGAUACUGAUUGUGAAGAGGACCCACAGGAGUAAGAGCUCAGUAACCUCCACAACCCUGGUAAAAAGCCUGGAGAACAUAAAGAAGGCUGAUCCAGAGAAGCAUGUUUACUCUUCAAUAGCCACACGGGAGCAGACUGAGGAAGAAGAAUCCAGUGGAAAAGCAGAGGCCACCUACAUGACCAUGCACCCAGUUUGGCCUUCUGUGAGAUCGGCACCCAGUAACCCACCCGAGAAACGUCCGCUGGGGGAAUUCUAAAGCCAGAGCAAGAUGUUUGAGAAGAAAAGAGAGUUCCUUUUGCGCUUAGCAAUGGCAGAGACUCCUCUGUGUGUCCUGAGUUACUGCGCGGGUCCUUCUGGGACCCCCCCUGCCCCCCGAGUUGUUCUCUUGCCUCAUUGGUCGAAGGGCUGAAGAAGGAGGGUUCAGAACCUGGCAGAAAGACUGGACAGCUUGGGAGGGACAGGCCCCGGCGGAGGGAAGCAUGGAUGCAGUCCUUCUGGCCUGGGAUGCUGGCCCUGGGGACCCUGGCCAAGCCGUGGUGGCCUCGAGCGUUCCCUCAGAUCCUCCGCAUCGAUGGUGCUCUUCGUGGAGGGGUCCCUGGGAAGAAUCACAGAAACAAAAACCAACCCAAAUGAUUCCUUUGGCAAAUUACCCCUAAAUAAACAUGGCUUGUGAAAAUCA